This is a messenger RNA of Leptonychotes weddellii (Weddell seal), 1470 nucleotides long. The record is from RefSeq and is a predicted model, not a curated record. NCBI's taxonomy places the organism in Eukaryota, Metazoa, Chordata, Mammalia, Carnivora, Phocidae.
CCGCGCCUGGCCUGGCCUGGCCGCCGCUGCCUCUCCAAACACCGCACAGGUCCCAGGAAGCAGCGCCCGAGGAGGAGGAAGCGCAGCGGCGCGGCUCCCGCAUGGAGCCCAACGUGCGCUUCUGGAUCACCGAACGUCAAUCUUUUAUUCAGAGAUUUCUUCAGUGGACAGAAUUGUUGGAUCCUACAAAUUUGGUUGUUUCAAUUGAAAAAAUAGAAAAAUCAAGGCAACUAUUGUUAACAAAUGAAGAUGCGUCCAUACGUGACUUGGAGGACCAAAGGGUAAAAGACGCUUGGAAGAGAAGUCUCUCAACCGUGCAUCCUGACAACAGCAAACUGAUUCCCGUUCCUUUUCGACCUGCAGGCCGUUAAAGAUACAGCAACAUCCAGAGUAGUGCUGUUCGGGACCUCAGCUUUCAUCCCUGAAGUCUUCUCGCACUUUUUUGUAAGGACCCAGUUUUUCCGGCAAUAUCCAUGGUCAUUAUGGACCUUCAAGCUGUCUUGUACUGUCUUAGUAAUGGGACUGAUGGUGCCGGUUUCUUUUAGUAUAUUCCCACAAAUUGAACGGAUACAGUGCAGUGAACUUGAAAAGGAAAUUCAGUCUGCAACAGAAGAAACAGAACUCUUCUAUAACAGAGGGGUGUAAGGAUGUGUUUUCGGUGAAUUUGUUUGGUUCCGGCUUGAACACCUUCCUCUCUGCUCGAGCUGUCCGAUCGGAGAACUCUGCAGCAGGUCUGGCACCCGAGGCGUCUGCGCCCACAGGUUGCCUUCCAAUGACACAGGCCAUGGCCCUUUCAAGGCUGCUGCCUGGGCUUUCGAGCCUGGAUGGAAGGAGAGAAGAGAAAGGAGAGGCCGUUCUGUCUGACCCACCCCCAUGGGGCUGCAGAAAGAACGGCUGAUAGAAGAGUCCAUUUUCUAUGUGUUCAUCAGCCUCUGAAGGACACUGUGAAAUGACUAAUAAACUUACCAAAAGAGGCCCGCAGAUUUGGUGCCAGGAGGUUCUGGUGCUGGCCAGUUGUUUUGGUUUUCACCGUGAAGGAGGCAGGGUCAUUGGCCAGUGAGGAGAGAGAGGAGGUGGGUGGCUGAGGGCAGAGAUGUUAAGCAGUCCAGAACGGGAGGAAGCUGAGGAGGGAGAUAGGGUGGCUCUGGGGCUCAGAGGCCUUCAGCGCUCACCAGAGGUUCCUGUUACCUUGAGAUGGGCCAUCAAUGGAAUGCCCGGGCCCUGGGCAUGGUGGACCCUUCUUGAUUUUUUCGAACACUCAACUUUUGGUAAGUUUAUUAGUCAUUUCACAGUGUCCUUCAGAGGCCUCCUUGCAAGGCCAGCUGUGCCCUCGGCUCUGGGCCCCCUCCGGCCGGAUUCCCUCAGGGCCUGGUUCUGCAGCUGCCGGGCCUCCUCCCUCCUUCGCAGUCACAUUUGAACUACGUGACUCACCAGCCUUAUUAAACAAGCAAACAUCCUUCGAGAGCCAAA